UUUUGACUCGGACAAAACGAUGGUCCGUCGGGACCUAUGAGCACUUCGCCGCUGCCGUUUACGACCAAGUCCCACGUCGAGCUGCAUGACAAGCGCGGUACGUGCCUGCACAAGUCGUCAAAGCGCAAGUACGUGCACACGAGCCACGGCGCGGGCCUGCACCACCUGCAUGGCCUCCUCCAUUCGCUGCACGCGCCCGAGCUCGCGGAAAUCGGCGCCAUCGUACCCCCGGAGGAGAGUAUGUGCACGUACCUUCUUCUCGACGGCGACGGCGACUGGGUCCAACUGACGAUGGACGACUUUACCUCGGCCACGGCCAGCCCGCUGCACCUCAAACUCGUGCUGCGGCCCAAGCUGGACCGGCCGACGCCGCGGCGGGGCGAGGAUCCAGGACCACGACGCGUCAAGCGGCGCCAGUCCCUUCCGCUUGCGCCGGCUCUUAUCCCGCGGAUCAACGCUACGUUAACGCCCUUGCCGCUUCCCAUCGAUGCGAUUUUGGUACCGAACCGAGCGUGGACGAGCUUGGCGUUUGCGGACGCUUCCAAAACGCUCUACUGGCUCGACGAGCUGCAAGGCAACCUUGGCAGUGUCGACGUGACGUCUGGCGCGGUGCGCGUGCUGCAGUCGGACUUGCGUCGCCCGCGUCAGCUGCAUCUCGGAACGUCGCGCGAUGCCAUAUGCCUCUAUUUCCUGCAAGGCGAAGGCGACUUGUGUGUCUACGACAUUAGCGGUGUCGUGCGCCUUGUUCAGUGUGCAGGUCCGGUCAGCGGUUUUUGCAUCACACCUGACCUUGCGUCACUGCUCGUCCUGGAAUCAGCACCCAACGGUGCCACCUACCACGUCGUAUCGUACAUGCACUACGCCACAAGCACUGACGUUAACGAGGUCGGUGACGCACGCUGCGUCCUUUUCGACGUCGACGCGCCGACGGUGACCGCAACACCAUCGGCGCUGUGCGUGACAGAUACGGGUGCGCUCUGCGUUGCCUGGACAGCGGCUCCCUUCGUGACGGUCUGUCGGUCAAGCGACGACACAAGUAUGUCGGUCGAGCCGUGGGACUUUUCAAGUGUGAUCCAGCACCACGUAAGUCUCCCUGCAGAGUGCACGGCCAUCACAUACCACGCGACCUCGCGCACGUUACUACUGGGAUUGGCCGAUGCCGACGCUGCACGCGGUGGCCUCGCUCGGCUCCUCCUGCCUCGAGACCACGCUCUACCAACGUUGCAUCUCGAGCCCGAGCGCGUCUUGCCCGUCUUGGCGCUGACGCACGCGGGCAGCGACGAGCUCUACUACUGCGUACGGCGCCAAGGGUACCAGCACGACAUCCUAACGUGGCACUUAUCGACGAGGCCCGACGACGACGAGCCUCCUUCCAAUAUGUCGCCAACUCCAGCGACGCCCGAGAGCACGCCGCAGCGCGUGCACAUCAAGGUCCUCGUGCGCUGCCGACCGCUGCUCGCGCACGAAGAGGCAGCGGGGCAGCGGUCGGUCGUCGCCUGCGACGGCAACCGCGUCUACGUCGAGCCCAUCCACGCGUACCAAAAGCCCCGCGCGUUCAACUUUGACACGGUGUUUGGUCCGUCGACGACCCAAGAGGACCUGUUUGCGACAUCGAUUCAGCCGAUUGUGCAGCAUGCGAUCAGUGGCUACACGUGCACCGUGUUUGCGUAUGGGCAGACCGGCUCGGGAAAGACGCACUCGAUGCAGGGCCAUCGCGGCGGUGCCGACGCCGGUCUCAUGUACCGCGCCAUCGCCACGGUGUUUGCCUCACCGGCAGUCACGAGCGUGCGCAUGUCGUAUGUGGAGAUCUACAACGAAGAGAUUCUCGACCUCCUCGCAGCCAGUCUCCGGCGGCAAAGCGAUCGACCGCAGGUGGUCACGACGUCGUCCAAGGCGCUCCGCGACGUGGCCAAGAAGCGCGGCGUCCGCAUGAAGUACGAACAAACCCGUAGUCGGGACAAAAAAUACGACCUCUCCGACGACGACGAGAGUGCGGGUCGCCCAAGUAAAUUGCACAUUGUCAAGCACGCGCUGCACGGUGUGCGCGUGCACGGGCUCCACGAGGUGUCGGUGGCCACCGCUGCGGACGCCUACGAGCUGCUCGAGCUCGCAAUUCAGUGCCGGCAGCAGUCGGCCACGCUCUGCAACAAGGAGUCGAGUCGGUCGCACGCGAUCUUCACCUUGUACACCGACACGACCCUCGUUGAAGACGGCCAGUCGAUCCAAGCCAGCGGGCAGCUUCGGCUCGUGGAUCUCAGCGGCUCGGAAAACUACGAGCGCGCGGGGUGUCUGAAAGAUCGGCAGGUCGAAGCCGCCAACAUUGGCCAGGGCCUCCUCGCACUCGGCCGUGUCAUCAAGGCGCUUGUCGAGGGCUGGAAGCACGUGCCGUACCGAGAAAGCAAGCUCACGCGGCUUUUGGAAGAUAGUAUUGGCGGGUCGGCGCUGACGACGCUGCUGCUGGCCGUCGCACCGGGCAGCGCCGCCGUCGACGAGACGCUGAGUACGCUCUCGUAUGCGCAGAUGGCGCAGCAGGUCGUCAACCGGCCGACGCGCGUACACGCCUUGCUCCAGCCAACUCGAACCAAACCGAUCGAGCCCGUCGUCGUCGUGGCCACACCGUGGGUCGGUCAUGUGCCCAUCAGGACGUCGCCGCCACGGCUGACGAAACCAGCGGACGAACGUGUGCUGCAUGCGACGACCGAGGAGUGGCGAGCCAACCUCUUGGUGCACAAGGCGCGUGUGAAUCCGCUGAGUCGGCGCACGACCGGCAUACUCCAGAAAAUCUUCGACACGUACGACGCCAAGGCCACCGGCGUCUUGUCGCGAUUCGAAGUCCGGCGCGUGUUUAUGGACCUCCUGUGUCGACCCAAGGAGAGCGCGCCCAAGACAUUGACGUUUGCCGAGUUUGUCGACAUCUUCCAAACCUUGCUGCAGACCGACCCGCAGAUCGCACAGGACAUUAUCACAACCCACGGCUACACACUCAACCUCGAACGCACGCUGGUGGCGCCGCUCCCGGCCGGCGUGCGGUGUCUGCGGCAGUUGCAGCAGCACCGACCAGCGUCCGCCCCCGCGGCCCGUGCAGUAUUCAAUCGCAAGACGACGUGAACAUGCUAUUUCUUUCAACUACCUUAUAUACACCGUAUUCUCAACCUACAUGCUUUGCAC
This is a messenger RNA of Saprolegnia diclina VS20, 3168 nucleotides long. RefSeq lists its product as hypothetical. Bases 37 to 3108 code for a protein of 1023 amino acids. Gene Ontology annotation, molecular function: microtubule binding; calcium ion binding; ATP binding. The record is from RefSeq and is a predicted model, not a curated record. Gene Ontology annotation, biological process: microtubule-based movement. Lineage: Eukaryota; Oomycota; Saprolegniomycetes; Saprolegniales; Saprolegniaceae. The transcript is spliced from 6 exons.